UUGAUGCUCUGUAGAUCCCCAUCGGCAGCAACGUUCCAUAUUCUUCUCCUCGCUGCUUUCAGACAAAAACCUUCUUUUUUCUCUCUCUAUAAAUAUUUAUCUAGCGUACUGAGUACCUAUAUUUCCACAUUCCUCUCUCUCUCUCUCUCUCGCUUCGGUGGGUGUGUGUGUAAAGAUCAGUUGAGGUGCAGAGGAUAAAGAAAAAUGGGUUCUCUAUCUCUCUACCCUCAUCUUCUAUCAACAAACAAUUCGAAGUUCAAUUCCUCCAAAACCCUAUUUUUCUUUAGCUGCUCCAGUCAUGGAAAACCUGAACGCGUCGCUUUGUUCAAGAACACUUCGCGAAUGACUCGAAUUUUCUGUUCAUCUUCCUCAAAGGACGGUUCUAAUCCCAUCCCUGCGGGCGAUGACGUUCCAAGCAAUUUCUGCAUUAUAGAAGGACCAGAGACUGUUCAGGAUUUUGUUCAGAUGCAGCUCCAGGAAAUCCAGGACAAUAUAAAGAGUAGGCGCAAUAAGAUUUUUCUCCUUAUGGAAGAGGUACGGAGGCUACGAAUUCAACAACGCAUAAAGAGUGUCAAAGUCAUUGAUCAGAAUGGGGAAGAGGAAAAUGAGAUGCCUGACAUCCCCUCAUCCAUCCCCUUUCUCCCUCACGUGACCCCGAAGACAUUGAAGCAGCUUUACCUGACAAGCUUUUCAUUCAUAUCUGGAAUAAUUGUCUUUGGGGGUCUCCUGGCACCAACUUUGGAGCUGAAAUUAGGCUUAGGAGGCACCUCAUAUGAAGAUUUCAUACGCAGCAUGCAUUUGCCUAUGCAAUUGAGUCAGGUGGAUCCUAUAGUGGCAUCCUUUUCUGGUGGGGCAGUGGGUGUAAUUUCGGCAUUGAUGUUACUAGAAGCCAACAAUGUUGAGCAGCAAGAGAAGAAAAGGUGCAUGUAUUGCCACGGAACAGGAUACUUGGCAUGUGCCCGCUGUUCUGCAAGUGGUGUGUGCUUAAAGAUUGAACCCAUUUCAGUUGUAAGUGGUUCUGAUCGCCCAUUGCAAGCACCCACUACUCAAAGGUGUCUAAAUUGCUCAGGAGCCGGAAAGGUUAUGUGCCCAACAUGCCUGUGUACGGGGAUGGUGAUGGCUAGUGAACAUGACCCACGAAUAAAUCCAUUCGACUAGAAGGGUACUGAGGCUAGCAUUUUCAGCAUUGUAACUAUCUUCUUUUAUCUGAAUUGGUAUUUGAUGGUGUGCUGGAAAUCUAGAGGUGUGAGAGGAGGAGGCUGAAAAGCCCUCCACUAAUAUGAGUAUUUAUAUUUUGUGGGUUGUAGAAUACGAAUGAAUAAAGUAAUCAGAUAAAUUGACAAAGGCACGAAUAUUAGUGGGUCAUUGAAAAGCUUGGCUAAUCCACUCUAAUAGAGUCUUUCACUCCCUCCAGCAACUUAUGUUACUAGGUGAGGAAGUUGAUGGUUACAAUUUUUCGGUG
Molecule: messenger RNA, 1462 nt
Organism: Ilex paraguariensis (yerba mate)
Lineage: Eukaryota; Viridiplantae; Streptophyta; Magnoliopsida; Aquifoliales; Aquifoliaceae
Source: the annotation of a GenBank genome assembly